AUGAAGCUGAUUCGCAAGCACACACAUGAAAGAGGAAGGACACCAACUAGAGGGGCUCCACUUGACGAAUUCCAACUACCAAGUAGAGACUCAAGAACAAGAAAAUCACGUCAAGAAUUACUCCAACAGGCAGUAAACCACAGAACGUCACUCACUAGGUCUUUGACCCAAGCACCGCAUCAGAGACAGAGGGACCUUAAUUAUACCCAUAGACCUGAAUUCAAACGAUGGAGUUCAUACGAUUUACCUCCAACUAGCACCCCCUCGAAAGAGAUAAGUCCAUUCACUAUGCUUGAUGACCAGUAUAACACCAAACACCCAGUCGCAUCGAGUAUAAACUUGAGCACAGACAACUCGUUCAAAGAAUUAGAAAAACUAACACCACAGCAAUCCCCUCGCAAUUCAAGCCUUUAUGACAAAAUGUCUAAUUUUGCACAGGGAUUGGCAUCGUUCUACAGAAGAGAGUCAUCCAGCAGCGAUGAGAGGCUCAGUAUUAAAGGAGAAGAAACAGAUAACACUCAAUAUGAAAUAGACCUGGUUGAAAGUCAAGAUAGUCAGCCUGAUUUUGAGGAAAUAGUGCAUAAUCUUGCACUCAAAUCAUCAGAAACCUACACCACCAAACUUAAUCGAACACAACAAAAGUUAAUAGAUUUUAAAGAUCUUUACCAAAAUGAGCAACCAGACCAACCUGUGAUCAAUUACGACUGGAAGGUUCAGCACGAAAUCAUUCUGGCACAAUACACGACAAUCAGACUACGAUUUUCGUCUCGGCAAGCUAGUAAGAAACAAAUUGAAUCUGAUAUCGGUGUUUUGGGAUAUAUAAAGCGACACCACAAUCAGGAUUCUCUAUCACAUAAAGCCUCCUCAGGCAACACCGAUCUCCAGCUCAAGCAAAUCUGGGAUGAUGCAAAUUCUAUAUUUAGUGAAUAG
Messenger RNA from Lodderomyces parapsilosis, 930 nucleotides. RefSeq lists its product as uncharacterized. NCBI's taxonomy places the organism in Eukaryota, Fungi, Ascomycota, Pichiomycetes, Serinales, Debaryomycetaceae. The coding region runs from base 1 to 930 and encodes 309 amino acids. The record is from RefSeq and is a predicted model, not a curated record. The transcript has a single exon.